UAUAAAUAACGGCCGUGUCUACGACAAACGUAUACUUCACCGUUGUAUCUCAACAGGACAACAACAACUCGAGUUCAACGCACAAAUAUAUACAACAACACAUUAUAAUAUUAUAUUAUUAUCAUUUGAUUUUUCGUUGACUUUUCGACUCGAGUUUUCCAGCCGUCGUUGUACAUUCGCGUUCCGUAAACGUUUUCGAUUCAUCGCAAAGAAGUUUAUAUAUUUUUUAUACAUAACUUACCUAUCAGUCGCAGCUACAGUGUCUUUACAGCGCAUUUGUUGGAUCCAUCUAAGCAGUCUUCAGACAACUCUAAUAAUAUAUAUAUCGUAUAUAUUCACCAAUUCACCAUGAUCGGAGUACUCGCAAUCGUUUUCGCGGUCCAAGCCACGGCGGUGCUAGCCGGCGGCGCCCGGUACCCGUCCGGACUGAACCCGGCCCUGUGUCCCAAUUACCCACACUGCGACAACGUGCUGUUGGCCGCGUACGCCCAACCCGCGGCCGGCAACGAUUACAACGACCAUUACACCAACAACAACAACGCCGGCCAGUAUUACGGUUCCGGUUACCAGCAUCACCCGUCCGAGGCGUCCAACUACCACAACAACCAACCGCUGGUCCCGGCGCCGUACACCGAGCCCGGUUACCCCGCCGGCCUCUCGUCGUCCAACUGCCCCAACUACCCGUACUGCUCACACCAGGUACCGGCCGAGGCGCUCAGAUACGCGCACAAGAGGUACCCGUCCGGCGUCAGCCCGCAGAACUGCCCCAACUACCCAUACUGUCACUGAUGGUCCAUCGCGUAUAAUAUAUUGCAAUAAUAAUAUUAAGACACUCGCGAUGUAUGAAUAUUAUGUAUAAUAUUAUAAUUAAUAUUAAUAUUGGAACACAUCU
Messenger RNA from Acyrthosiphon pisum (pea aphid), 892 nucleotides. RefSeq names its product cuticle protein 1. The transcript is spliced from 2 exons. The record is from RefSeq and is a predicted model, not a curated record. Bases 349 to 789 code for a protein of 146 amino acids. Gene Ontology annotation, molecular function: structural constituent of cuticle. NCBI's taxonomy places the organism in Eukaryota, Metazoa, Arthropoda, Insecta, Hemiptera, Aphididae.